GGAGAUGCCUUGAAAUCAAUGGAACCAGUCGUGACUAAGUUAAGGCCCAUUGAUUUCCGCGGAUUUACUCUACGACUACGUCUGGUUCCAACAGAUGAAGAUGGUCAUGGGUUGGAUCAAUGGUCAGCAGAGUCCCACCCUGUCUUGUCCCUCAGCGGGACAAGUUUGUCAUGACCGAUUUCCGUGGAUUUCCUCAGUCUACGAGCGCGAGGACGGAGGCGGUGGAUGAGUGCCGCGCUCCCCCGCUGGGGGGUGGGAGAGGAUUAGUGGGACGCGGCGCGGCCCCGCCCUCUCCUUUCCCAGUCAGGGCGCGAGAGCCGAGGGGCGAUGGACCAAAGCGAGCUGGGCUGGCACCAUGACAUUCGCCCGCGUGCUGCUGGCGGCGGCCGCCUUAGGGACGCUCCCUGAGCUGGGCCGUCCCGAGCCGGGUCGCUCAUCCUCGCCUUCUUUUCCUGUCGCCCCUUGGGGCUUUGCACACCCUCAGCCGCGCUCCCCGCCGUCUCUGCCGCUCCAGCACCAGCAGCCCGCCGGCGGCUGCCCCCGAGGCAGCGGGCGCUUCGUCAACGUGACGGAGUUCGGCGCGGAAUGCCUGCCCUGGGCGGACGUGCCUGCCUUCUUGGAGAAGACGCCUCAGGGUAGAGGGCUGCGCGGACAGCGCAACUUCUGCAGGAACCCCGACGGCAGGAGCAGGCCCUGGUGCUUCUACCGGAACAGCCGUGGCAGGGUCGACUGGGGCUACUGUGACUGUAGGCGAGGUUCAGUGAGACUUAAAGGUGGCAAAAAUGACUUUGAAGGCACAGUUGAAGUUUAUCUGAAUGGAAUAUGGGGAACGAUCUGCAGCAGUCAUUGGGAUGAUACUGAUGCAUCUGUGGUAUGUCAACAACUUGAACUUGGGGACAUAGGCACAGCAAAGCACACCCCAUUUUCUGAACUGGGCCUUAUCCCUGUUUACUGGAAUGAUGUACGUUGCCAUGGAGAUGAAGAAAACAUCUUGCUAUGCGAAAAAAGUAUCUGGCAGGGUGGAAUGUGUCCUCAAAAUAUGGCAGCUGCUGUCGCAUGUAGCUUUUCCCAUGCCGCUGAUUUUAUCCCAGUCCGUCUGGUUGAUGGGAACAGUGCUCAUGAGGGAAGAGUAGAGGUCUACCAUGCUGGUCAUUGGGGAACCAUCUGUGAUGAUCAAUGGGAUGAUGCGGACGCUGAGGUAGUCUGCAGGCAGCUUGGCCUUGGGGGGAUUGCCAAGGCAUGGAGCCAGGCUUAUUUUGGAGAAGGCUCAGGCCCUGUGCUGCUGGAUGAAGUGCGGUGUACAGGAAAUGAGCUGUCUAUAGAACAGUGUCUGAAGAGUUCCUGGCAAGAACACAACUGUGGCCACAAAGAAGAUGCAGGAGUUUCUUGCACACCUCUAGCAGAUGGUGCCAUCAGACUAGCAGGCGGCAAAGUCAGUCAUGAGGGACGUCUGCAAGUGCUUUACAAAGGACAGUGGGGCACAAUCUGUGAUGACGGGUGGACUGAACUUAACACACACGUGGUUUGUCAGCAACUGGGGUUUAAGAAUGGGAAAAGUGUCUCAGAAGGCUACCUAGUAGAGAACACUGGACCCAUCUGGCUGGAUGAUGUCAGCUGCUCAGGAAAGGAAUCUGCAAUCCUCCAAUGUUCAAAGAGAGAAUGGGGAAAGCAUGAUUGCAGCCACCAAGAGGAUAUCAGGAUAAGUUGCUAUCGAGAUAGUGACAGCCACAGAGUCUCACUGGGGCCUCCUAUCAGAUUGAUGGAUGGUGAAAAUAAGAAAGAGGGCCGUGUGGAGAUCUUUAUCAAUGGUCAAUGGGGGACAAUUUGUGAUGAUGGAUGGUCUGAUAAGGAUGCAGCUGUGGUAUGUCGACAACUUGGCUACAAAGGACCAGCACGAGCAAGGGCUAUGGCAUAUUUUGGAGAAGGAAAAGGCCCCAUCCAUGUAGACAAUGUGAAAUGUACAGGAAAUGAAAGAUCUCUCGCUGAUUGCAUUAAACAGGAUAUUGGGAGACACAAUUGUCGUCACAGUGAAGAUGCUGGAGUGAUUUGUGAUUAUCUUAGCAAGAAGGCAUCUGCAAACAGCAAUAAAGAUUCUCUUGCUUCUGUGUGUGGUUUGAGAUUACUGCAUCGUCGCCAGAAGCGGAUCAUUGGAGGGAAAAAUUCUUUAAGAGGUGGAUGGCCCUGGCAAGUUGCUCUGCGUUUGAAAUCAUCCCAUGGUGAUGGAAGACUGCUGUGUGGUGCCAUUCUUAUUAGCAGCUGCUGGGUGCUUACUGCAGCACAUUGUUUUAAGAGAUAUGGGAAUAACACUCGAAACUAUGUGGUACGUGUUGGAGACUACCACACAUUAGUGCCUGAGGAAUAUGAGGAAGAAAUUGGAGUACAAGAGAUUGUGCAGCACAAAGAGUAUAGGCCUGAUAGCAGUGAUUAUGACAUUGCACUAGUGAGGCUGCAAGGGCCUGAAGAACAGUGUGCUCAGUUCAGCACUCAUGUCUUGCCUGCCUGUUUGCCACUCAGACGAGAGAGGCCACAGAAAACUGCUCCUAAUUGUUACAUCACUGGUUGGGGUGACACAGGAAGAGCUUACUCAAGAACAUUGCAGCAAGCUGCCAUCCCCCUACUUCCUAAAAGAAUUUGUGAAGAACGCUAUCAAACAAGAUUCACAGGGAGGAUGCUCUGUGCUGGUAGCCUCCAAGAGCAGAAACGUAUGGACAGUUGUCAGGGAGACAGUGGUGGGCCACUCAUUUGUGAACGCCAAGGAAAAAGUUGGGUUGUAUAUGGGGUGACCUCCUGGGGCUAUGGCUGUGGAGUCAAAGAUUCUCCAGGUGUCUAUACCAAAGUUUCCUCUUUUGUACCUUGGAUAAGAAGUGUGACCAAACUAUGACCAUUCCUAGCCCCAUUGUUCAGUAACAGUAGUCUAUAUAAAGCUAGGAUGCCCAGUAGAUGAGAGCUGCACACUUUCUAUGUAUGCUAUUUUUAGAAUGUUAUGGUAGUUCAUCCUGAAAUAUUGACUUACAUUGAAACAUGGGGGUUAUUUUUUUAUGGUGUCCCUAGUCAGUGAAAUCUCCAACAAAUAGAUUAAAUAAUUGCACAAAUCAGUUCUCAAUAUACAUGUAAACAUGACCUAUCCUAUGUAUCUGUGCAAAAUGCUACUUUUAUACGUAUUAGUAUACAAGAUUUCGUGAAACUGCCUUUCAAGUGGAAUCUGUUAUACUGCUGUAUGCUUAUCCCAACAGCCUGAAAUGUAUGUAGCACACACUCAACUUUUCUGCAUUCACUUAUAAGUUGCUACUCAACUUUUCUGCAUUCACUUGUAAGUUUAUCUUUUUGUCAUUGUGCAGUAAGAAUUUAUGGAAGACUGGGCUCACUUUGUUUGAUUUUUACAACCAAGGACUCAAGUUUUAUCCUUUCAAAUACCUCUUGAAUCCCCUGCAUGUUAAGACUGUUGAAAGACUUCACUGUUUAAAAUCAAAAGUUAUUUUUUUUAUACUUGGUUUUAAGAUUCCCUAUUCUCUAAAAAUGGUGGUGGUAAAACCAGGUGUAGAUACUUAAUGGUAUAACAUGAAUUUAGUGGUAAGAUUUUUUUUUUUAAAAAAGCUCAAAUUAUAGCACUGAGGAAUGACAAUGAACUAUACUAAUCAAAUUCAUUUUACCCUUAUAUUAAAAUGGAAACUGAUUUAUAAAUUGCAUGCAAGAGGAUCUACGGCAACCAUUUUAAAUUUCUGUUCCAAUUGAAUUUUGAAAAAUGUUUGUGGAAGUUUCAGCAAUAGUCCUGUGCGGACUGUGAGCUGUCAUCCUUCAUAAACUUAUUGUACAUGAGGUUGGUGUCUACUUCCACAAAAAAAUUCUAGUUGCAAUCUGUGCUUCUAGUUAUAAGUGUGCAUUUAUAGGUUCAGUGAUGUUUCAACAUGUAUGGGCUUAAUGUUUACCUAAAUACCUCAUUAGCAUUUGAACAAUAUCUGGGUUUGAAAACUGCCCAGAUAACUAAUUUAUUUGGGCAGUAUAUCAGUGCAAUAAAUACCAAAAUCAGUCAGAAAAAAAUUGACCCCAAAAAUUGACCAAUAAUACCAAUGUGGCAAUCGGCUAUGCCCAUCUCAAAACAUAAAAUCGAUGCUAGGUAAAUACUUCUCAGUAUUUAUAUCUUUGUUAUAUUUGAUACUUGAUUUCAUCAUGUUAAACAGGCUUUACUAUUGGAAACUUCUUUAAUGAAAUGUAAACUGCUAAUACACAUUUUUAAAUGACCAAUAGCGAACUCAUUUUUAACCUUAAACUCAACGUUUACUUGACUAUCAAUAUUUUCAGCACGAGAAUUUUGCAAUACAUUUAAAACCUGAUCUAGAAAGUUUGACUUUCUAUUAUCUAUUUUCUUUGUUUUUGUAUUUUGAUCAUUAA
This is a messenger RNA of Rhineura floridana, 4389 nucleotides long. It is a transcript of the gene PRSS12, whose product is annotated as serine protease 12. Gene Ontology annotation, molecular function: serine-type endopeptidase activity. The coding region runs from base 356 to 2881 and encodes 841 amino acids. Gene Ontology annotation, cellular component: membrane. The record is from RefSeq and is a predicted model, not a curated record. The transcript is spliced from 13 exons. Gene Ontology annotation, biological process: proteolysis. NCBI's taxonomy places the organism in Eukaryota, Metazoa, Chordata, Lepidosauria, Squamata, Rhineuridae.